AAAUAAAACAAGAAUAAGUGGGAGCAAAAAAUUAGAAAUAAUAAUUAGUAUAUAAAUAUUUAGAGUGGGUGCAAGAGGGAGUAGUACCAAAUUAAUCGCAGUGGCCUAAAGUUUAAUGCAAAAAUGUUAAGGUGUUUUCAAAAGUUUGUUUCGCCAAUUUUAGAAAAAGAGGCCACUUUGAAACUUAAAUUUUCAUCACUCGCAUCAAUCCCGUCAACAUCUUCCAAAUAUGACACACUGCAAGAGCAGGCAUUAAAGGAAAAUUGUAUUUUAGUAAACGAAAAUGAUGAACCUGUAGGUAAAACUUCAAAGAAAGAUUGCCAUAGGGUAAACGCUAAUGGAGAGAUUAAAUUGCACAGGGCUUUCAGUGUUUUCUUAUUUAAUACAGAUGGUGAAAUGUUAAUGCAGCGAAGAUCGACACAUAAAAUUACUUUUCCUGAUGCUUAUACUAAUGCGUGUUGUAGUCACCCAUUAUUCGAUAUAAAAAACGAACGUGAUGAAUUAAAUGCUAUAGGAAUACGAAGGGCAGCCCAAAGGAGACUUAAUUACGAAUUAGGUAUUCCACUAGCACAGGUUCGACCGGAAAAUUUCCAUUACCUGACUAGAAUACAUUACCAUAACACAGGAGAUGGUAUUUGGGGAGAACAUGAAAUAGAUUACAUAUUGUUUUUGCAAAAGAAUGUGGACAUAAACCCUAACUCGAAUGAAGUUAGUGAAGUGUUUUUUAUGAAACGUUUAGAUUUAGAUGCACAAAUUUUGAAAUUAAAAGCGCCUUUGACACCAUGGUUCAAACUGGUUUUAAAAUAUCGUUUAAAAACAUGGUGGGAUAAUUUACAUCAACUAAAAAAAUUUGAAGACAUUGAAAAUAUUCACAGGUUUAAUUAAAAUUAAAAAUAAAAUGGUAUAAUAUUUAUUUGUAUUGAA
Molecule: messenger RNA, 924 nt
Organism: Condylostylus longicornis
Lineage: Eukaryota; Metazoa; Arthropoda; Insecta; Diptera; Dolichopodidae
Gene: Idi
Product: isopentenyl-diphosphate Delta-isomerase 1
Exons: 4
Coding region: 124-885 (253 amino acids)
Biological process (GO): isopentenyl diphosphate biosynthetic process; isoprenoid biosynthetic process
Cellular component (GO): cytoplasm
Molecular function (GO): isopentenyl-diphosphate delta-isomerase activity
Source: RefSeq, a predicted model, not a curated record